This is a messenger RNA of Budorcas taxicolor (takin), 3336 nucleotides long. RefSeq names its product myelin regulatory factor (gene MYRF). Gene Ontology annotation, biological process: protein autoprocessing; positive regulation of DNA-templated transcription; central nervous system myelin maintenance. The coding region runs from base 1 to 3336 and encodes 1111 amino acids. Lineage: Eukaryota; Metazoa; Chordata; Mammalia; Artiodactyla; Bovidae. Gene Ontology annotation, molecular function: DNA-binding transcription factor activity; sequence-specific DNA binding. The transcript is spliced from 26 exons. Gene Ontology annotation, cellular component: nucleus; endoplasmic reticulum membrane. The record is from RefSeq and is a predicted model, not a curated record.
AUGCACUGGCUCCCAGCAGGCCACGACAUCAACGGUGCCCUGGAGCCUUCCAACAUAGACACCAGCAUCCUGGAGGAGUACAUCAGCAAGGAGGAUGCCUCUGACCUCUGCUUCCCUGACAUCUCUGCUCCAGCCAGUGCGGCCUCCUACCCCCAUGGGCAGCCAGCGAUCCCCGGCUCCAGCGGGGUCCACCACCUGAGCCCCGCGGGGGGCGGACCCUCCCCGGGGCGCCAUGGGGCCCUCCCACCCCCGAGCUACAGCGCCCCGCUCAACUGCAACAACAACAACGGCAUGGGUGUUGCUCCCAAGCCCUUCCUGGGGGGUUCUGGGCCCCCCAUCAAGGCAGAGCCCAAGGCUCCCUAUGCCCCAGGCACCCUGCCAGACUCUCCCCCAGACUCGGGCUCCGAGGCCUACUCCCCCCAGCAGGUGAAUGACCCCCAUCUCCUCCGCACCAUUACCCCCGAGACCCUGUGCCAUGUGGGGGUGCCUUCCCGCCUGGAGCACCCGCCCCCACCUCCAGCCCACCUGCCAGGCCCCCCACCGCCCCCGCCACCCCCACCGCACUACCCCGUCCUGCAGCGGGACCUGUACAUGAAGGCCGAGCCUCCGAUGCCCCCCUACGCCGCCAUGGGGCAGGGGCUGGUGCCCACCGACCUCCACCAUGGCCAGCAGUCCCAGAUGCUCCACCAGCUGCUCCAGCAACAUGGAGCUGAGCUCCCCCCACACCCCGCCAAGAAGAGGAAGCACUCGGAAUCACCUCCCAACACCCUCAAUGCCCAGAUGCUGAACGGAAUGAUCAAACAGGAGCCUGGGACUGUGACGGCCCUGCCCCCGCACCCAGCGCGAGCCCCUUCCCCACCCUGGCCUCCCCAGGGCCCGCUGUCACCCGGGCCUGGCUCCCUGCCCCUCAGCAUCGCCCGGGUCCAGACACCCCCUUGGCAUCCACCAGGUGCCCCCUCACCAGGUCUCCUGCAGGACAGUGACAGCCUCAGUGGCUCCUACCUGGACCCCAACUACCAGUCCAUCAAGUGGCAACCGCAUCAGCAGAACAAAUGGGCGACACUGUACGACGCUAACUACAAGGAGCUGCCCAUGCUCACUUACCGCGUGGACGCCGACAAGGGCUUCAACUUUUCGGUGGGCGACGACGCCUUUGUGUGCCAGAAGAAGAACCACUUCCAGGUUACGGCGUACAUUGGCAUGCUGGGCGAGCCCAAGUACGUCAAGACGCCCGAAGGCCUCAAGCCCCUGGACUGCUUCUACCUGAAGCUGCACGGAGUGAAGCUGGAGGCCCUGAACCAGUCCAUCAACAUCGAGCAGUCGCAGUCGGACCGAAGCAAGCGGCCCUUCAACCCCGUCACGGUCAAUCUGCCCCCCGAACAGGUCACGAAAGUGACAGUGGGGAGGCUGCACUUCAGCGAGACCACCGCCAACAACAUGCGCAAGAAGGGCAAGCCCAACCCCGACCAGAGGUACUUCAUGCUGGUGGUGGCCCUCCAGGCCCACGCACAAAAUCAGAACUACACACUGGCCGCCCAGAUCUCAGAGCGCAUCAUCGUCCGGGCCUCCAAUCCAGGCCAGUUUGAGAGUGACAGCGAGGUGCUGUGGCAGCGGGCGCAGGUGCCGGACACGGUCUUCCACCAUGGCCGUGUGGGCAUCAACACGGACCGGCCCGAUGAGGCGCUGGUGGUGCACGGCAACGUCAAGGUCAUGGGCUCGCUCAUGCACCCCUCCGACCUGCGGGCCAAGGAGCACGUGCAGGAGGUGGACACCACCGAGCAGCUGAAGAGGAUUUCGCGCAUGCGGCUGGUGCACUACAGGUACAAGCCGGAGUUUGCCGCCACUGCCGGCAUCGAAGCCGCGGCGCCAGAAACGGGUGUCAUCGCUCAGGAGGUGAAGGAGAUCCUGCCCGAGGCUGUGAAGGACACAGGAGAUGUGGUCUUUGCCAAUGGGAAAACCAUAGAGAACUUCCUGGUGGUGAACAAGGAGCGCAUCUUCAUGGAGAACGUGGGUGCCGUGAAGGAGCUAUGCAAGCUGACGGACAACCUGGAGACGCGCAUCGAUGAGCUGGAGCGCUGGAGCCACAAGCUGGCCAAGCUGCGGCGUCUUGACAGCCUCAAGUCCACCGGCAGCUCGGGCGCCUUCAGCCAUGCAGGGAGCCAGUUCAGCCGGGCGGGCAGCGUCCCCCACAAGAAGAGGCCCCCCAAGGUGGCCAGCAAGUCAUCAUCUGUGGUCCCAGACCAGGCCUGCAUCAGCCAGCGCUUCCUGCAGGGAACCAUCGUGGCCCUGGUGGUCGUCAUGGCCUUCAGCGUGGUGUCCAUGUCCACACUGUAUGUGCUGAGCCUGCGCACCGAGGAGGAUCUGGUGGAAAGUGAUGGCAGGUCCAGCCAGAGCUUUGGGACCACUCAGCUCCGACAGUCCCCUGUGACCACUGGGGUGCUGGGCCCACAGCCCUCUCUGCUGCUGGGUACCACUGGCCCGACCCACUCAGCCCCAGCUCCAGCGCUCCGCACCUUGGACCUCUGCUCUACCCACCCCUGCCCGGUCAUUUGCUGCUCCUCGCCCAGCCCCACCCCCUCCACCGACCAUGGUCUGGGCCCCAGCUUUAAUCCCGGUAGUGGUCUCAGCCCUAGUCCCAGCCCCUCCACCAACCGCUCAGGCCCCAGCCAGAUGGCCCUGCUGCCCGUCACCAACAUCAGAGCCAAGUCCUGGGGCCUGUCAGCCAAUGGCAUUGGCUACUUCAAGCAUCCAAAGAGCUCGAACCCCAUGGCCAGCCCUGUGGUCCCCUUCCCUGGGGGCCAGGGCAAAGCCAAGAACGGCCCCAGCCUCGGUCUCCAUGGCCGGGGCCGCCGAGCGGUUCCCGAGCCUGGCCUGAGCCCUGCUCAGCCCACGCAGGCCCGGAGCCAGUCAGACCCAGUGCCAUUCCUGACCUCCAUCCAGGUGCUGGAGAAUUCAAUGCCCAUUACUUCCCAGUACUGUGCUUCAGAGGAUGCCUGCAGGCCUGGAAACGUCACCUACCACAUCCCUGUUAGCAGCAGCACCCCCCUGCACCUCCGCCUGACCCUGCAGAUGAACUCCUCGUCCCCCGUGUCCGUGGUGCUGUGCAGCCUGAUGUCAAAGGAGGAGCCGUGUGAAGAGGGGGUAAUUCUACAGAGCCUUCACGCCCACCAGGACACUCAGGGCACCUCCCACCAGUGGCCAGUAACCAUCCUGUCCUUCCGCAGAUUCACCUACCACUUCCGGGUGGCAUUGCUGGGUCAGGCCAACUGCAGUGCGGAGGCCCCGGUCCAGCUGGCCACGGACUACUACUUCCACUUCUACCGCCUGUGUGACUGA